Molecule: messenger RNA, 648 nt
Organism: Scedosporium apiospermum
Lineage: Eukaryota; Fungi; Ascomycota; Sordariomycetes; Microascales; Microascaceae
Exons: 3
Coding region: 1-648 (215 amino acids)
Biological process (GO): tail-anchored membrane protein insertion into ER membrane
Cellular component (GO): GET complex
Source: RefSeq, a predicted model, not a curated record
AUGUCUCCCAAUUUACUCGUGCUCAUCUUCGCGGUCGAGCUAUCCAUCUACAUUGUUAAUUCCGUCGGUGCAGGUGCAAUCAACAGCCUAAUAUGGGGCCUCCUGAAUCGCCUUCCGAUUGAGACGUCGAAGCUAGUAGUCGAGAACCGAAAGCUCCAGAAAGAGUAUCUGAAAGUGCGACUCGAGUUGAACGCAACUAGCAGCCAGGACCAGUUUGCGAAGUGGGCGAAGCUGAGGAGGCAGCAUGACAAGCUCCUCGAGCAGCUCGAGAAGAAGAAGGCCGAGAUGACCGCCGCGAAAGCCAAGUUCGACAGCAGCAUCAGCAUUGCCCGGCUCCUCCUCACGAAAGCGCCGCAUUUCCUGCUGCCCAUGUGGUAUGCGAAGGAGCCCAUGUUCUGGCUCCCGCAAGGCCUCUUCCCUUACUACGCCGAAUGGUUCCUUUCGCUGCCCAAGGCCCCUCUUGGUAGCGUCAGCAUCCUCUCGUGGCAGGUGGCCUGCACCGUGGUUAUCACGCUGGUCUCGGACGCUCUCGUGGCUCUCUAUGCCCUUGUUGCCACGUCAGCGAGCAAGGAUGCGGCGGGAGUGAAGGUGCCCGGAAGGACGGGUACGCCGACCGCUGGUCAGAGCGAGGAGAAGAAGGAACUAUAG